GAAACGGAGACGACCCAGGGGGCAUAUGAAUUACAUUCGACGACUGAGUCAUUGUCUCGGUUGCUCGGUUGGCAAGAAUGAAAAAAUUGCAAAGAAGCUUCCUGGAGGCCCCCAAUGCACUGCAUGAACCCAACAAACCAACCUUACAACCCCCCGAUUCUGCCAUGAAACCCUUCAUCUUUUCGGCGAAGCCCAAUGACGGGGCGAAGCAUUUCUUGGGUAUUACAAGCAGGGGCGAAGCGCUUUCAUGGGGCAAGAACAAUUUGGGACAGCUCGGAAGGGACACUGGCGGCUCCAACAGCAAGGAGCCCAAGCCUGUGGAAUGCGAAAGCAACGAGACAACAAUUCACUUUGUCAAGGCGUAUGUCGGCGGGUGUUCGGAAUCGGGUCAUUCGGCGCUCCUAGAUUCCAAAGGCUUUCUGUGGUUGGCGGGGUGUGACCGAUGGCAGCAGCUGGGGCUGGGGUCCUCUGCAGGUGGAUCCUCGGGGUACACUUGGAAUCAGGGAAGGGUCUGGCGCAACAAAUUUGUGCGCAAUGAGUUUUUGGCCAGCAAGAUGGAAGGUUCUAUCCGUGAUGUUUCGCUGGGAGGAGAUCACACAAUUGUACUAUCAUCCAAUCAAAGGGAUGUUUAUGUCUUUGGAAAAGGUGGAGAUGGACAGCUUGGAUUGGACGGGAAACCCUUUGUAUCGGCUCCGACCCGGUCCAAGACUCUGUCAUCGUCUGGGACAAAAAUUGCAGCUGUUUGCGCUAUGAAGCACUGUUCUCUGACGCUUGAUGAUCAGGGCAAAACGUUGGCAAAGACCGGCAGAUGCAGCCAUGUUGUCCAGUCUUUGGAGCAAUGUAUAAGGCGCGCAGCUUCGCAAAGACUGUUAAAUCGAGACAACAAAGCUGCGAGCUAGCAAGAUAGAUGCUGCAUUUUUGUGACCUGUCCUGGCUAUCGCAGUGCAUCCAACGAUAAACGCGAGCUUAUCAUUGCAUCUACACUAUUAAAUAUCAAGAGGCUUCUGUGUAGAAUAAUCACAGCUGUAGCCGUCACCAACGUGGCCAUUUGCCUGUUUCUAUCCUCACCAACCAUCAUAAAUGGUUACUACACAGCACGUGAAUACCCCACAUCUGUCACCUCCUCAGUCGUUUAAUGCAUUGUGGCAUUGAUUAUCUAGGUGCUAGCUCAAUAAACUUUACCAUCAUCUCACCUGCCGGAAGGCCCUCCUUCUUGUCUAUGCAUGCUGGGAGGGGCUGCCUCUUGAAAGCAUCACAAUUGGACUGAAAAUUGGGAAACGCAUGUUGCUUGUGUAGCAUUUGAGAGGGAUUUCCGUACCGGUAUACUUUGAAACUGACUAAGCCACGGAAUCCAGCUAGUAGGGUACCGGUUUAUGCACCCAGUUUUGGAGUUCAAGACCAGUGUCGGCCCAAAUAGUGAUGAUAUCCCUGCCCACCCAUUUGAUACAACUUUGACAGACCUCGAAAGGUUCCUAUGCGAUGCCCUUGUUUGGGGAGGAAGUGAGAUGUAUUUUAAGGGAAAUAGCAGCUUUACUGGCUCGAAAGGAAGU
Molecule: messenger RNA, 1550 nt
Organism: Seminavis robusta
Lineage: Eukaryota; Bacillariophyta; Bacillariophyceae; Naviculales; Naviculaceae
Source: the annotation of a GenBank genome assembly